Triticum aestivum (bread wheat) is the source of this 1199-nucleotide messenger RNA. RefSeq names its product nuclear transcription factor Y subunit B-3-like. The record is from RefSeq and is a predicted model, not a curated record. Gene Ontology annotation, biological process: regulation of transcription by RNA polymerase II. The transcript has a single exon. Bases 116 to 856 code for a protein of 246 amino acids. Gene Ontology annotation, cellular component: nucleus; CCAAT-binding factor complex. Lineage: Eukaryota; Viridiplantae; Streptophyta; Magnoliopsida; Poales; Poaceae. Gene Ontology annotation, molecular function: DNA-binding transcription activator activity, RNA polymerase II-specific; protein heterodimerization activity; RNA polymerase II cis-regulatory region sequence-specific DNA binding.
CGCACAUCACAAAGAGCACACAACCGAGCGAGCAAGCAACAGUUCGUGUUCCCACUAGCUAGGUACUACGUGCACGAACAACCCUAGCUCGACCGAUCAGGUUUAGCCAGCCGAAAUGGACAUGGGCUUCCCCGGCGCGGCGAACGGCGCUGCGGCGGCGGCCGCGGGGAACGGCAGCGGCGGCGGGCAGGCGCCGGCAGUGCGCGAGCAGGACAGGCUGAUGCCGAUCGCGAAUGUGAUCCGCAUCAUGCGCCGCGUGCUGCCGCCGCACGCCAAGAUAUCGGACGACGCCAAGGAGACGAUCCAGGAGUGCGUGUCCGAGUACAUCAGCUUCAUCACGGGGGAGGCCAACGAGCGGUGCCAGCGCGAGCAGCGCAAGACCAUCACCGCCGAGGACGUGCUCUGGGCCAUGAGCCGCCUCGGCUUCGACGACUACGUCGAGCCCCUCAGCAUCUACCUCCACCGCUUCCGCGAGUUCGAGGGCGAGGCGCGGGGCGCCGGCGUCGGCCACCAUCACCACGGGAUGCCGCCCAUGAUGCUCAAACCCCGCGGGGCGCCGGGGCCCAUGGUGCCGCACGGCGACAUGCAGAUGCACGCCGCCGGCAUGUACGGCGGGGGCGCCAUGCCCCCGCAUCCGCACCAUCCGUUCCACAUGCCGGCGCACCACGGCCAGUACCCGCAGUACGAGAUGUACGGCGGCGAGCAUGGGAUGGCCGCGUACUACGGAGGGCCCUACGCUCCCGGAAACGGCGGCAAUAAUGGCGACGGGAGUGGCAGCAGCGGCAAUGGCCAUGGCGGUGAAAGCACGCCGCCGGCGGGCAACUUUGAGCACCAUCAGACGUUCGGGUACAAGUAGCGAUCUAACCCUGCGUAUCUGCAUGCACCGAAGGAACGCGUGCAGUAGCUAGCAUCUAGCGGCUAAUGCAGCCUGUUGAAACUACCUUAGGCGCAUCUAGCCACUUUUAUCCAGUUUGCAUUUGCCACGUUCGCGCUGCGAGCAUCCAGUUUCACUGUUCGUGUAGUAUCUUUCUAAGUUUAGUGCAGUGCACAUUAGUGUGUAGUGCGCGUCUUCUAAAUUUAGCUGUGCUGCAAUCAUCGCGAUGGAGCACCAUCGAUCUAUCUCCUAAACUUAGUUAUGUAAUCGAAGGGAUCAAACCGUCAUGCGAAUUCAAAGACUUGUCUGUUAUGCAUUUUAACCA